Molecule: messenger RNA, 2319 nt
Organism: Oikopleura dioica
Lineage: Eukaryota; Metazoa; Chordata; Appendicularia; Copelata; Oikopleuridae
Source: the annotation of a GenBank genome assembly
AUGCGGCUUUUCAAGACUUUUAAUGUUUUACUUUUGCAUAACGCUGCAGCGCGUAUGUCGGCUGCUGAAAGCAGCGACGACGGACUCAGAGGACUUCUCGAUGUAGGACUUACAUGCGAAGCCAACCAAGACACCCGAUCAGCUCACAGAAUCGUUGGAGGUACCGAAGCACAGCCUGCUUCUUGGCCAUGGAUCGUCCGAUUCCCAAUGAUGGGCUGUGCUGGUUCCAUCAUCGGCCCACGAACAGUUGUCACCGCUGCUCAUUGCUGUUUCACAACAAGUUUGGGUAUCUACGACUUCGUAGCCGGAAAGCACAGCAGACUGGAUAACUUGAAUGCUGAUCCUUUCACCAGAAGAUACAGAGCUUCUGCAGUGAAGAAACACCCAAGUUACACUAGCAGCACUUUUGAGAGCGACAUUUGCUUGGUAUUUACCAAUGAAGACAUUGACUUCAACGACGCUGUUCAACCAGUUUGCUUGCCAUCCGCACCCGUGGAAGUCCGCCAAGAGAACUGUUAUGUCGCUGGUUGGGGCAGAACAAGCUGGAAUGGAUUCCAGGCUUCCAAGCUCCUUGAGAUCCCUGUCACUAUCUACGACGUAGAGGGUGAGUGUAACCCUAACUACAGAGAGAAUGGAAACACCCCGCUCAUUGAAGACGUAAUGAUCUGCGCCGGAAAUAUGGAUGGUGGCAUCGACGCGUGCCAGGGAGACAGUGGUGGACCGCUUGUCUGUCUCGAGGAGGGAAAUCCUGUCAUGCACGGUGUUGUCAGUUGGGGAGUCAAGUGCGCUCUCGCUGAUUUGCCCGGUGUCUACACCAGAACCACUGCCAUGCUCGACUGGAUCCAAGCCAUGCAAUUCGAAGUUUUAGGCGAACCAGAAACUGGAACUGACGAAAUUCUUUACGAACAAGUCGCAAUUGAAGGUGGAUUAACUGGCAUGUCCUGUCUCGAAACCGAAGAAACUCGAAUCAUGGGAGGGCAAGAAGCUACUUACGGAUCUUGGCCUUGGAUGGGUCGACUUGAGAAGGGUUGCUCUGCUACUAUCAUUGGGCACAACGUUGCCUUGACUGCUGCUCAUUGCUGCCAAGAUCAAGGCUUGUGGUCAUAUGAUAUCCAUGUUGGAGCACAUCAUUCCUUCGAGACGAAUGCCGACAGCUGGCGCGAUCAUGUAUGGGCGACAAAGGUAGUGCCUCAUCCUGAUUACGACCAAGUCACAAAGGAUAAUGACAUUUGCCUGAUCUUCUACCAGCAAUCUUUCAACUGGUCUCAAGGAGUUCAACCCGCUUGUAUCCCAUCGGGUCCUUCUACCUCUGGCCGGAAAUGCCAUGUUGCUGGAUGGGGUGCAAAGAGCGCUGAUCCGAGUGCCAGCGGCUCGCACGUUCUUAUGGAAGCCCAGAUCAAUAUCUACAACAGCGAUCAAGAAUGCAAGCCUGCAUUUGGCGCAAGUGAGGAGGCUUCUGCUGAAGGCGACGUUACUGACAACAUGAUCUGCGCUGGAUGGAAAGAAGGUGGCGUUGAUGCUUGCAAUGGGGACUCUGGUGGACCUUUGGUUUGCGUGGAGGACGGCAAGCCCGUUGUAACUGGUAUUGUCAGUUGGGGCUUCAAAUGUGGUAUCCCUAACUUCCCCUCGCUCUACACCGACGUCAGUAAGUACACAGACUGGAUCAGAAAGGAGAUCGAAGAGUCAAACGGGUGUGAUAAAGACGACCUCGCCAAAAUUCCUGGCGUAACCGGAGACGGUGAAUGGGUCUGCGACGAGACCGAGUGCACCUGGACUUGCGAGGACGGGCAUGCCACGGAUGCUGUCACCAAAUGUUCCAAUAAACAAUGGACCGCACUUACCACUGCAAUGAGAAAAACUGCCAGAUGCGACAGGUGUAACAUCGACAUUUCGUCCGUCAAAACGUCUGAAGCCGCCCCUGCCGCACAAUUGGAUUGCUCGUUUAGCCGAUCUGUCAAAACCUGCAAACUGAAGUGCCUUUCGGAAGACGGAACAUUCGGCGAUACUAAUACUGAAGUUUUCUGUGACCGAUCAAAAGCCAAGAAUAGAUUUUCUCCCGUCAGAGGAAAGAGUGGAAAUCUCAGCUGUGUCCCACUUUGUGACCGAAAUGCUGUCUUUGAGCAGGUUCAAAAGAAAUGGGGAGAUGAUUUCGUUGCCGAAAACUUCAAAGACAUGACAUCCAAGCACCCAGUCUUCACCAAGAUGAAAUGCAAUAAUUCUAACAAGGUCUCAAAGAAAACCUUUAUCCGAUGCUCUGUCAACAGCAAAGGAGUUGAAAAAAUCAUCAUCAAGGGUGAUCCAAAAGAUCCUAAAUGCUAA